AAGAAAGUGAAAACAAUCCUUUCGCUUUUGUCACUGUCAAUGUCACUAUGUGACAUUAAAAGUUUAAAACUAAUAAGAAAACAUUGAAAGGUUACAAAUAAUGUGGGUUUAUUAAAUAAAAAACAAUACAAAAAUGUUACACUGAAGUAUAUAUUAAAUUUUUUUACCACCAUUGUCAAAUAAUUUAAUUCCAUAAUGAAACCUCGGCCUUGUGGCUGUAAGGGCUGCAGAACCUGUCUUAUUUGCGAGACAUACUACGGCGCGGACGCCCUUAAAAAUAUAAAACCAUUAGAUAAAGGGAAAGGUUACGUCUACUGUCCACUCUGCAAUAAAGCAUGGAGCGGCUGGGAUAUAGACCUAUACAAACAACAUCCAAGUCAUACAGGAAAUUCAAUCGAAUAUCCCGGAGUUUACAUAAAACUGGACUUCAUUACAAAAGAGGAAGAAGAGGAACUUAUAAAUAACAUCGACGAAGUUCCGUGGGACAUCUCGCAAAGUGGGCGUCGAAAACAAAAUUUUGGACCAAAGACUAAUUUUAAGAAGCAAAAAAUCGUUGCUGGUAACUUCGAUGGUUUUCCUAAGUUUUCUAAGUAUGUACAGGAUAGAUUUAACGAAGUCGACUUGCUAAAAGGUUAUGAAGUUAUCGAGCAAUGCUCCUUAGAGUAUGAUCCUACCAAAGGUGCUUCUAUUGACCCUCACAUAGAUGACUGUUGGAUAUGGGGUGAAAGAAUUGUUACAGUAAACCUAUUGUCUGAUUCUGUCCUUACUAUGACUCCAUACAAAGGAGAUAAGAAAAAAUAUAAUUUAGUUUGUGCAGAGAAUUAUCCACCUCUAGUUGAAAAUGAUGGUAGUUUAAAUAUAGAUUUAAUUGAUAAAGGACAAAGCAUGUUAGAAAUUUGUAAACCAUUAGAAGACAUGGAUGUUGUAAUAAGAAUACCAAUGAUAAGGAGAUCGCUUUUAGUUAUAUAUGGUGAAUCAAGAUACCAUUGGGAACACGCUGUCUUAAGAGAAGAUAUAAAAACUAGAAGAGUGUGUUUAGCGUACAGGGAGUUUACUCCACCAUACAUGAGUAAUGGAAUUCAUAAAGAUAUCGGUCGAGAAAUUAGAAAUAAAGCAAAAACUUUUUGGGAUCACAAAGAAAGAUACAAAAACUGCUUGAAUAAUAAAGAAGUAGAGUAAUUAGCUAUUAAAUAUUUAAUCAAGAGUUAAUUAAUAUACUUUCUUUUA
Molecule: messenger RNA, 1227 nt
Organism: Melitaea cinxia (Glanville fritillary)
Lineage: Eukaryota; Metazoa; Arthropoda; Insecta; Lepidoptera; Nymphalidae
Product: alpha-ketoglutarate-dependent dioxygenase alkB homolog 4
Exons: 2
Coding region: 196-1179 (327 amino acids)
Biological process (GO): oxidative demethylation
Molecular function (GO): demethylase activity; oxidoreductase activity
Source: RefSeq, a predicted model, not a curated record